Aspergillus terreus NIH2624 is the source of this 756-nucleotide messenger RNA. RefSeq names its product protein-S-isoprenylcysteine carboxyl O-methyltransferase. Gene Ontology annotation, molecular function: protein C-terminal S-isoprenylcysteine carboxyl O-methyltransferase activity. The transcript has 2 exons. Gene Ontology annotation, biological process: C-terminal protein methylation. Gene Ontology annotation, cellular component: membrane; endoplasmic reticulum. The coding region runs from base 1 to 756 and encodes 251 amino acids. The record is from RefSeq and is a predicted model, not a curated record. NCBI's taxonomy places the organism in Eukaryota, Fungi, Ascomycota, Eurotiomycetes, Eurotiales, Aspergillaceae.
AUGCCCAACCCACCGACAACAGCCCUCGACGCCUCCAACUACCCAGGGGGCAAGAAAUCCCUCUCGGGCAUCUCGCUGCGGGCCUUCCUAAUCGGCACAACCCUCGGCCUCUCCGUCUCCCUCACUCUCAUCCUCGUCCUCCUCACCUCCACACCCCUCUGGCGCGUCCCGUUCUUCCUCGCCGCGCUGAGCGUCUUUCACUUCCUCGAGUACUACGUAACAGCGGCGUACAACACCCGCCACGCAUCGGUGUCCGCAUUCCUGCUCUCGUCCAACGGUUGGGCCUACAAUGCCGCGCACCUGUCCGCCGUCGCGGAGUGUCUCCUGGGCUGGGGGCUCUGGCCGACGAGCAGCUACUUCGCGUGGACGGGCGCGGUCGGCGGCGUCAAGGUGCAGGUAGUGGUCGGGGUUGCGCUGAUGGUGCUGGGGCAGGUGGUGCGGACGGUCGCGAUGGCGCAGGCGGGCAGCAACUUCAACCACACGGUGCAGGUGGAGCGGAAGGACGGCCACAUGCUCGUUAGCCACGGGGUGUAUGCGGUGCUGCGGCAUCCGAGCUACUUUGGGUUCUUUUGGUGGGGGAUGGGCACGCAGUUGGUACUGGGGAAUGCGGUGUGUCUGGCUGGGUAUGCUGUUGUACUGUGGAAGUUCUUUCACAGUCGGAUUAUCCGCGAAGAGAGGUUCCUGGUCGCGUUCUUUGGCGAGGAGUACGAGAAAUACAGGAAGAGAACUUGGGUUGGGAUUCCCGGUAUUCGGUGA